Molecule: messenger RNA, 2707 nt
Organism: Corythoichthys intestinalis (scribbled pipefish)
Lineage: Eukaryota; Metazoa; Chordata; Actinopteri; Syngnathiformes; Syngnathidae
Exons: 13
Coding region: 9-2270 (753 amino acids)
Cellular component (GO): cell surface
Source: RefSeq, a predicted model, not a curated record
UAUUCGCAAUGGCAGCUGGUGUCAUGCUCCUGAUGCUGUCGGCAAUUCCGGGGUUAAUUUUAGCUGAGGAUUUUUAUGGGGAUAGCACAAGUUUUGUCAAUCCUCACAAGGGCCCUGAUGGAAAUAUUAAGGUGGCAUUCCAUCACAGACGAAAUGGCAGGAAAAACUGUGUUCAUCAGUUAUCCUAUAUAUGUGAGGGGUGUUCAAGCCUUGUCAACGACGGUGUCAUGCAAACAGACCACGACAAUAAGGGCAGGUGGUGUCAAUCUGAGGAACAUACAACGGCAAACAUCUCAUUGAAUGCUUCCCAUAUUUCUCUGAGUAACGCAGGUUGCUGCUGGGCAGCUAACAUGGAUGCUAAAACUGACUGGACAAGCCAUGCCUAUUUGGACCUCGGAACACGAUCAGACACUGAAGCCCUUAACAACUGUCCAGUAACUGCUACAGUGUCAUCCCUAAGAGUGCCCCAGAACUGUUUUUCAAAGAUUCAUCUUUUGGCACAUGAUCCAGAUGGAGAUCAGGUCAAGUGCCACUUGUCUAUAGGUGCCGGAGUUCAUCACAACAUUUCUCUUGACGAGACUACCUGUACACUCGAAAAGACAGGAUACAUCAGUGAUGGUGUCUACGUAUUUGAAGUAAUGCUUAAGGAUUUCCCUACCCAAAAAAUCAGUUUAUCCUAUGCAAAUGGGAAAUUGACAAACUGGGAGAACAUGAAUGAAAAUGUAUCACCUCUUUGCCAGAUAAAACUGCAGUUCUUGCUAGAAAUUCUUCCUUCAUUGCCAAACUGUGAACUUGGUCACGUGCAACCCAUGUUUUUGGAACCAACACCCAAACAUGGUUAUGUGCUUCAUGCCACAGUUGGUGACAAACUGAUUCUUCAUGCCAAAGCACAAGCCCAUCAUGCUAUCAUUCAUGACUUUCAGGUCAGUGGCCCCCACGACUUGAAAAAAGAGUUUCGAGAUCAUGAGCACGGAACAGCUGAACUCACCUUAACCUGGACACCACGUAAUAGUGAUGCGUACAGAGUUGCACCAGUCUGCUUCACUGCAGAGACAAAUGAAUCCCAAUCAGAGAUGAGGUGUGUUGUUGUCAUGGUGAGCAAACCACCGUCCUUUCAUGGUAAAACGGCUGUGACAUGCAGAGCCAACCAGAUGAUGAUUACCAUUGAAAGAUCUACAUUGUCCGACGUGGAUGUAAACCAACUCUCACUGAAUGACCCAUCCUGCUUGGUUACCUAUAAUACCACUCACAUCAUGGCUUCUGUGUUGUUCAGCAAUUGUGGCACGACAGUUGAGGAAGAAGAAGAGUAUAUAUUUUUCCAGAAUGAGAUCCGAACGUCCCAUGAUCCAUCGAAAACUGUAUUCAGAAGUAAAACGGUGAAGAUUGGGUUCUCUUGCCAGUUCCCCAAAACAGCUACUCUCUCCUCAAAUUAUAAUGUUGAGGAGUCUGAAUAUGUUUUCAGCGACUCCAAAUUUGACAGCUUUAGCUAUUCAUUUGACGUUUAUUCCGAUGGUAACUUCACAAAUAAGGUGCCACCCAGUGCGUAUCCAGUGCAGGUGGAGUUUCUUCAAAACAUUUAUUUGGGGAUCAAGGCUGAAUCAGACUUAGCAAAUGUGAGUUUGUUCCUGGACUCAUGUAAAGCCACCCCUGAUGACAACGCUGACAAUGUCCAAGAGUUCUAUGACCUUAUCAAAGAGGGGUGUGUGACGGAUCAGUCUUUAAGAGCUGAAAUGGUUGAUGCGUUGUUAUACCACUUGGAGUUUCAAGCUUUCAAAUUUGGAGACAAUGAUCAGGUUUACAUCACCUGCACGGUCCUCAUGUGCGACGUCACUGAUCCCUUCUCCAGAUGUGCCAUGGGUUGUCUGGACGAGCAGUUCCGUCGACGCAGACGAGCAACGGGCAAGCAGGCCUCCGUGCAAUCUCUGACCCAGGGUCCUUUUCAAUUCAUCGCUGAGGCUAUUCCCAGUGCUGCUGUACAACACGACAACGGUUUGCUGAAGGUAGCAGAUGUUCAGAUGAUCGAAGUAGAUGUGAGAAAGAAAUCAGAGAUGGACGACAAUGAUGCACUGAAGAAGAAUGACGCACCUAUUCCAGGAGAAAACAUUUUGAACGGAGGACAACUUGAAAUGAAGAAGAUGCUCAGUACCAAUUUCAGCACUGCAAUCUUUGGUAGUGUGUGCUCGUUGUCAGUCCUAAUGUUAGCUAUUGUUGUUGCCUACUAUGCAAGAAAGAGCAAAGGAGAGGUCCAGAAGCCUCUUCUGGUUUCGUAGUGAAAUAACCAAACGCAACUCCUUAGCAAGUUACCCUCGCUACGGUUGUUUAAAUAACACGACCCACAUCAACAUUUCUAACUAACUAUGGUGUUCCAAUGGCUUAUUUAGUUCAGACUUACGUGUAAAAGAAGUUAUACUAUUAAAAGAGCAUUUGUUAACAACUCAAUCAUACUAAGUUGUCAUUGUACUUUUACUAUCUGCAGAAUUCGAUGAAAACAGUUAUGCUCUAAGUUUUCCAAUAUUAUUAAACUCUUUGAUGCAUGAGAUGUGUGCCCUAGUUGAAGUGUGUAUCUGUGUAUAUUUUUAUUUGAUUGCAAUCACAUUAGAUAGUUAAAUCGUUCUGCAAUUAGUAGGUUUUGCAAUGGCGUACCGCAAGCAACACGUCACUUCCGCUCAUUAAUAUUCAUGACAUUAGCUACUGUUGCUAAGUAGGG